GCAGGAAAAUGGAGGGUUUAUGUGAUUUUUUGAGAGGCCUUUCAUUCUAAACCCGUCCAUAGUUUCGUCUUGGAUUCCUCUUCUCAAUGCAUCGACAAAAUCGCCCCUUGAUAUGUCAGUCAGAAUUGUUCUAGACUGCGAAACAGAUUCCUUCAUAGCUGGCUCAGAAAUCACUGGAAAUGUGAAAAUCGACCUGGACAAGCCGCACUACGCCAGAGGGCUUGUAGUGAAACUCGAAGGGCUGGCUAAACUCAGCUGGAUCGAACCGUACAAAACAAAGCUAGGUCUUCUGAGGAAAUUUAAAUUCGUGAAGUACAGCUCAGAAGAAACAUACUUGACAAGUAAAUUUUACCUCGUGGGACAUUCGACUGGAAGAGUUUAUUUUCCAUCUGGAGAAAAUGUUUUCAAAUUUAAAGUAUCAGUGCCACUCCAUUUGCCGUCGUCUUUCGAAGGUGGAAGAGGAUAUGUCAGGUACAGCAUUUCCGCCUUCAUCGACAUUCCGGGGAAGACAGAGCACGAAGCGACAUCGCCUAUUACCAUCAUCAUGCCGCGCGCUCCCAAAGAAGAACUUAUGACAACAAAAGCUCCGGUGAAGAAAGACGUGCAGAAAACGAUCCGACGCUGUAGUUGCCUCCGUUCCGGCAACCUCUCCUUGCAAGUUAGCAUACCGCAGAAGUUCUUCAAUCUCAGCGAAACUAUCCCGGUGAUUAUAGACAUGGACAACUCGAGCACCUCAAACGUGGAAAAGAUCGAUUGUAAAAUAGAAAAGGUAGCUGCAUUUGUUAAAGAACCAGUUCAAAACUUGGUCGCCGAAAUCCCCUUAAUAAUCCUCAAUCCAGACGAAUCUUGUACAAAGUAUUUAGAGAACAUCAAAUCAACCGAUGAGGUGGUCCAAACCAAGAAUGAAUUAGGGCAAUCAUUUGGUAAGAACAGCAUGGAAAAAAUGCAUGCACAAGAAAGGGCUAAAAAGCCCUUGGGGAAGGUAACGGCUUGUUCACGUCAAUCAAAUUUAUGAAAAAUAUAAUUAUUAAAAACAAUCAAAAGGCAUAACAUUCUGUUAUCAAUAAUGGAUAAGUUUCAUUGCCUUUUCCCCCUGGUCUCAACAAACCCUGUGGACAAAAACAAAUAAAUAUUGUAGAUUAUAUUAUGAAGUACCAGGAAAAAAUGAAGAUGGCAUCUAAACAAACCUGCAACAUUAACACUUUGCAAAGGAUUUUAUAUUUUUAAGUGGACAAAAAUCAACCACAGAUGGCGUCCAACUGACCAAGCCAGAGAGAAUAGGCACUUGUUGACCAAAUUUUGUUCAACUUAUGUUGGUGUGCGUACAUCUCCCAAUAUAUAUUUUCUUGCUAAAUAACCAAAGUGUCCACCUACCACCAUUAAAUAAUUUGAUAUUUUGAAGUAGAUUUACUAUUAUGAAUGAAAAAAAAACAAAAAAAAACUACCAAAUAUGGUGUCCGGCUGAACAAACCAAGGAGAAUAGGCACUUAAACCAAUAAUGAUCAAUGACGAAAUUUCUUUUGACUUAUGUCGGUGUAUGCACAUUUACGAAUAUAUAUUUUCUUUCUUAAUAACCAAAGCAUCCACCUAUCGCCAUGAAAGAAUUUGAUAGUUUUAAGUAGAUUAUAAAUGAAAAAAACCCAAAGAUGGCAUCUGACAGACCAAGCCAUGAAGAAUAGGCACUUAAUGACCAAAUUUCGUUUGACUUAUGUUGGUGUGCGUAAAUUUCUGAAUAUAUAUAUUUUCUUCCUUAAUAACCAAAGCAUCUACCACCAUGCAAAGAUUUGGGAAUUUUUAAAUAGAUUUUCUAUUAUGAAUUAAUGAGAAAUAAAAAUGAAGAUGGCGUCUGACUAAACAAACCUGCAACAUUAACACUUACACCAAUAAUGAUCGGUGACCAAAUUACUUUUG
Cimex lectularius (bed bug) is the source of this 1911-nucleotide messenger RNA. Its product is annotated as arrestin domain-containing protein 2-like. Gene Ontology annotation, biological process: protein transport. Lineage: Eukaryota; Metazoa; Arthropoda; Insecta; Hemiptera; Cimicidae. Gene Ontology annotation, cellular component: cytoplasm. The transcript has 6 exons. The coding region runs from base 113 to 1015 and encodes 300 amino acids. The record is from RefSeq and is a predicted model, not a curated record.